This is a messenger RNA of Saccharomyces mikatae IFO 1815, 549 nucleotides long. It is a transcript of the gene SND2, whose product is annotated as Snd2p. The transcript has a single exon. NCBI's taxonomy places the organism in Eukaryota, Fungi, Ascomycota, Saccharomycetes, Saccharomycetales, Saccharomycetaceae. Gene Ontology annotation, cellular component: intracellular membrane-bounded organelle. Gene Ontology annotation, biological process: vacuolar protein processing. The record is from RefSeq and is a predicted model, not a curated record. Bases 1 to 549 code for a protein of 182 amino acids.
AUGGCUGGUAAAGCAGGGAAAAAACAAGCUAGUUCUAAUGCAAAAAUAAUUCAAGGCUUAUUCAAGCAAGUGUCCCUGUUUUUAGGGAUGGCUAUUGUACGUUUAUUAAUUUCACGUAAGGCUACAAUAGGCCAAUGGAUCAAGCUCGUGAUUUUGAAUUCUCCUAUGUUUGUUGCCAUCUAUAUCAUCGUGAUAUCUGGAAAACCAAAGUACGAUGGUAACCGUGUGGUAAAACAAGGUAUAGAUUUGAACGAUGAUACAAAUUUAAUAUCAUAUUUUUUUGAUUUAGUGUAUUUAUCACUUUUUGGAAACAUUGGCAUUAUAGCGUUCAGAACAUUUAAAUUUUGGUGGUGUUUAUUAUUGUGUCCCAUAUACGCAGGCUAUAAGCUUUAUGGCCUUAAAAAUAUGGUGAUGCCUGGCUCCCAUCAACAAACUCAGGCAGACAAUCAGUUAAAAAAUGCUGGUGAAGGACAAGCCAAAUCUAAAAGACAGAUGAAAAGGGAGAAAAGAGGUGACGGUGACUCCAAAAUCAAAUACAAAUACCGCUAA